GGGCGGGGCGGGCGGCGCUGUGGGGCGCUCCGGGUGACAACUGCCCGCGAUGAAGGUGGCAGCGGCGCGGCGGCAGGUUGGGCCACACUGGGCACGGGCGGCUUCCGAGCUGCGCCUGUAAGACGUCGGGCCUGUGCAGCGGGAUGGGGGCGCGACGCUGCGACUGAGGCGGCGAGAGGAACUUGAGGCUGAGGGCUCGCCCGCUCUGCUCGGGCUCGGCGUCCUCCGCCUGCAGCCGCUCGGCCGCGUCUCGCGGGCCGCCACGGCGACUGCCGGGCAUGUGGCGCUGGGUCCGGCAGCAGCUGGGUUUUGACCCACCACAUCAGAGUGACACAAGAACUGUUUACAUAGCCAAUAGAUUUCCUCAGAAUGGCCUUUAUACACCUCAAAAAUUUAUAGAUAACCGGAUCAUUUCAUCUAAGUAUACUGUAUGGAACUUUGUUCCAAAAAACCUAUUUGAACAGUUCAGAAGAGUGGCAAACUUUUAUUUUCUUAUUAUAUUUUUGGUUCAGCUUAUGAUUGAUACACCUACCAGUCCAAUUACCAGUGGACUUCCAUUAUUCUUUGUGAUAACAGUAACCGCCAUAAAACAGGGAUAUGAAGAUUGGCUACGACAUAACUCAGACAGUGAAGUAAAUGGAGCGCCUGUGUAUGUUGUUCGAAGUGGCGGCCUUGUGAAAACUAGAUCACAGAACAUUCGAGUGGGUGAUAUUGUUCGAAUAGCCAAAGAUGAGAUUUUCCCUGCAGAUUUGGCGCUUCUGUCCUCAGACCGGCUUGACGGUUCGUGUCACGUUACAACUGCUAGUUUGGAUGGAGAAACGAAUCUGAAGACACAUGUGUCAGUUCCAGAAACAGCAGUAUUACAAACAGUUGCCAGCUUGGACAGUCUCGUAGCUGUGAUAGAAUGCCAACAGCCAGAAGCAGACUUGUACAGAUUCAUGGGACGAAUGAUAAUAACUCAACAAAUGGAAGAAAUUGUAAGACCUCUGGGACCAGAGAGUCUCUUGCUUCGUGGAGCCAGAUUAAAAAACACAAAAGAAAUUUUUGGUGUUGCUAUAUAUACUGGAAUGGAAACUAAGAUGGCAUUAAAUUACAAGAGCAAGUCACAGAAACGAUCUGCAGUAGAAAAAUCAAUGAACACAUUUUUGAUAAUUUAUUUAAUAAUCCUUAUUUCUGAGGCCAUCAUUAGUACUAUCUUGAAAUACACCUGGCAAGCUGAAGAAAAAUGGGAUGAACCUUGGUAUAACCAAAAAACAGAACAUCAAAGAAAUAGUAGUAAGAUUCUGAGAUUUAUUUCUGAUUUCCUUGCUUUUUUGGUACUCUACAAUUUCAUCAUCCCGAUUUCUUUAUAUGUGACAGUUGAAAUGCAGAAAUUUCUUGGAUCAUUUUUUAUUGGCUGGGAUCUUGAUCUCUAUCAUGAAGAAUCAGAUCAGAAAGCUCAAGUCAAUACUUCUGAUCUGAAUGAAGAGCUUGGACAGUUAGAGUAUCUGUUUACAGAUAAAAGUGGAACACUGACCGAAAAUGAGAUGCAGUUUUGGGAGUGUUCAGUUAAUGGCAUGAAAUACCAAGAAAUUAAUGGUAGACUUGUACUGGAAGGACCAACCCCAGACUCUGCAGAAGAAAGCUUAACUUACCUCAGAAGUUUAUCCCAUCUGAACAACUCAGCCCACCUCACAGCCAGUUCGUAUAGAACCAGUCCUGAAAGUGAAACUGAACUAAUCACAGAACAUGAUCUCUUCUUCAAAGCAGUCAGUCUCUGCCACACUGUACAGAUCAGCGAUGCUCAGACUGACGGCAUUGGUGAUGGUCCCUGGCAGUCUAGCCUGGCCCCCGCACAGCUGGAGUACUAUGCCUCCUCCCCAGAUGAAAAGGCUCUAGUAGAAGCUGCUGCAAGAGUUGGCAUUGUAUUUAUAGGCAAUUCUGAAGAAACUAUGGAGGUUAAAGUACUUGGAAAAUUGGAAAGAUACAAAUUGCUUCAUAUUCUGGAAUUUGAUUCAGAUCGUAGGAGAAUGAGUGUGAUUGUUCAGGCUCCUUCAGGUGAGAAGAUUUUAUUCGCUAAAGGAGCUGAAUCCUCAAUUCUCCCUAAAUGUAUAGGUGGAGAAAUAGGAAAAACCAGAAUUCAUGUAGAUGAAUUUGCUUUGAAAGGACUGCGGACUCUCUGUGUAGCCUACCGACAGUUUACAUCUGAAGAGUAUGAAGAAAUAGACAGGCGCCUCUUUGAAGCCAGGACUGCCUUGCAGCACCGGGAAGAGAAAUUGGCUGAUGUCUUUCAGUUCAUCGAGAAGGACCUAGUUUUGCUGGGAGCUACAGCAGUGGAGGACAGACUACAAGAUAAAGUUCGAGAAACUAUUGAAGCAUUGCGAAUGGCUGGUAUCAAAGUAUGGGUACUUACUGGAGAUAAGCAUGAAACAGCUGUUAGUGUGAGUUUAUCAUGUGGACAUUUUCAUAGAACCAUGAACAUCCUUGAACUUAUCAACCAGAAAUCAGACAACGAAUGUGCUGAACAGUUGAGGCAGCUUUCUAGAAGAAUGACAGAGGAUCAUGUGAUUCAGCAUGGGCUGGUAGUGGAUGGGACCAGCUUAUCUCUUGCACUCAGGGAGCAUGAAAAGCUAUUUAUGGACAUUUGCAGAAAUUGUUCAGCUGUAUUAUGCUGUCGUAUGGCACCACUACAGAAAGCUAAAGUCAUAAGACUGAUAAAAAUCUCACCUGAGAAACCAAUAACGUUGGCUGUUGGUGAUGGUGCUAAUGACGUGAGCAUGAUACAAGAGGCACACGUUGGCGUAGGAAUCAUGGGUAAAGAAGGAAGACAAGCUGCAAGAAAUAGUGACUAUGCAAUAGCACGAUUUAAAUUUCUCUCUAAAUUACUUUUUGUUCAUGGUCAUUUUUAUUAUAUUAGAAUAGCUACCCUUGUACAGUAUUUUUUUUAUAAGAAUGUGUGCUUUAUCACACCCCAGUUUUUGUAUCAGUUCUACUGUUUGUUUUCUCAGCAAACACUGUAUGACAGCGUGUACCUGACUUUAUACAACAUCUGUUUUACUUCUCUACCUGUUCUUACAUACAGUCUUUUGGAACAACAUAUAGACCCUUAUAUAUUACAGAGCAAGCCCACCCUCUAUCGGGAUAUUAGUAAAAAUCAUCUCUUAAGCAUUAAAACAUUUCUUUAUUGGACCGUCCUGGGUUUCAGUCAUGCCUUUAUUUUCUUUUUUGGAUCCUAUUUUCUAAUGGGGAAAGAUAUAUCUCUGCUCGGAAAUGGCCAGAUGUUUGGAAACUGGACAUUUGGUACUUUAGUCUUCACAGUCAUGGUUAUUACAGUCACUGUAAAGAUGGCUUUGGAAACUCAUUUCUGGACUUGGAUCAACCAUCUUGUUACCUGGGGCUCUAUUAUAUUUUAUUUUAUAUUUUCUUUGUUUUAUGGUGGGAUUCUCUGGCCUUUUUUGGGCUCCCAGAAUAUGUACUUUAUAUUUAUUCAGCUCUUGUCAAGUGGGUCCACUUGGUUUGCCAUAAUCCUUAUGGUCGUUACUUGUCUGUUUCUUGAUGUUGUGAAGAAGGUAUUUGACCGACAUCUCCAUCCUACAAGUACUGAAAAGGCACAGCUUACUGAACCAAAUUCAAGUCUCAAGUGCUUGGACUCCAUGUGCUGCUUCCCAGGAGAGACGCUGUGCACAUCUGUUGGAAGAAUGUUGGAACGAGUUCUAGGAAGGUGCAGUCCCACCCACAUCAGCAGAUCGUGGAGUGCAUCGGAUCCUUUCUAUACCAACGACAGAAGCAUCUUGACUCUCUCCACAAUGGACUCAUCUGCUUGUUAAAGGGGCAGUAGGACUUUGUGGGAGCAAGUUCACCUGUCCUCAGAUUCAGGGUCAUAAUCCUGUAAAGGGCCACACUGGCUCUAAAGUUACUUUCUGAAAUCUCGGGGGGAGUUCAGACCCUCUCAGAGUUCCAUGGGAAACAGAGAGUUACAUGAACCUCUUCUCCUUUCUCCUUAAUUUGAAUCUGAAGAUGUUAAAAUUUCUGAAUAAAGAGAUACUUGAAUCUCUUCGGGUUGUCCCAUUUACUUAUGGGACUCCUGAUGGCAUUGCAGCUGAUCAGUGUGGCCACUGCAUUUUAAU
Nannospalax galili (Upper Galilee mountains blind mole rat) is the source of this 4106-nucleotide messenger RNA. RefSeq names its product ATPase phospholipid transporting 11B (putative) (gene Atp11b). NCBI's taxonomy places the organism in Eukaryota, Metazoa, Chordata, Mammalia, Rodentia, Spalacidae. The record is from RefSeq and is a predicted model, not a curated record. Gene Ontology annotation, cellular component: trans-Golgi network; recycling endosome; plasma membrane. Gene Ontology annotation, biological process: phospholipid translocation. Gene Ontology annotation, molecular function: ATP hydrolysis activity; magnesium ion binding; ATP binding. The transcript has 30 exons. The coding region runs from base 279 to 3806 and encodes 1175 amino acids.